UUUAACCAAGGUUGAAGGUGUGCUUCACCGCUCCACAUCUUUCGCACCGACAGGGCUGCGCGCUAUGCGUAGUUAUUUUAACUUGCUCACACAACUGUUGCAAGCCCAGGUAUACGUAUAAUUAAUUUACUCGACUAAGCCAAAGUUUGGCGUCUGCCGUGGCAUGGGGCAAUCAGCGCGGGGACUUGCGGUGCUGGCCUGCGUAGCGAACGCACUGAGCUAUGUCGGGCUGCUAUACGUAUGGCGCGGCAAUUUGCCGCGGGACCAUCCCACGACUAUCAAGCGGCGGAUUAUCAGCACGACCCUCGCGUGCAGCGUGGCAUGGCUCCCUGUGUACUUCUGGGCCACCCGUGUCAAGCCGAUGGCUGCGCCCAUUCCCGUACACGGGCUGCUAGGGCUGCGGCUGGAAGGCCUGGGCCGGGCAAUCGUGGACUCGCUGUACCUGUGCAUCACAUUGUUCAUCGGGCCCCUGGUGUAUUUCGUCUACACCAUAGACCUGGAGGACCCCAACGAGUCGAACCCGCCAGGGUACUCACAGUUGCAGCCUCAGCAUCCGCAUCCGCAGGGCGGCGGCGCAGGCGGCACCGGCAGCGGUGGCAGCGGCGGCAGCAGCGACAGCUGGAGCAGUGGCUACUCGGCCCGCGCAGCUGCCGGGGGCGGCGGCGCAGACGCACAGCAGCGGCGCGUGGGGCCUCCACCGACCGAGCCGUCGGGGCGCCAGCACACUGUUGCUGGGGCUAGUCUGGAGCAGCCCGGCGCGUUGGGGAAGCUGGCGGCGCGUGUGCGGCGGCUGGUGGGCGACUGGCGGCUGUGGCGCAAUCUGGUGGCGGCGCCCCUGACGGAGGAGUGGGUGUUCAGGGCGUGCAUGGCCCCGCUGCUGGUGAUGGAGGGCCUGCCGCUGGUGCGUGUGGUGCUGCUGACGCCGCUGUUCUUCGGCGCCGCGCACCUGCACCACGCGGCUGAGCUGGUGCGGCACCAGCACAUGCCGCUGGGCCGGGCGCUGGCAGCGGUAACCUUCCAGUUCGCCUACACCACGCUUUUCGGCUGGCUGGCCACCUUCCUCUUCCUGCGCACCGGGCACCUGGCGGCGCCGCUGGCGGCGCACGUGUUCUGCAACUGGGCCGGCUUCCCGCCCUUCGGCGAGAUGUGGGAGCACCCGCGUGCCAUCGUGCUGCUGCUCACGACGGCGGGCGGGCUGGUGACGUUCGUACUGCAGCUGGGGCGCAUGACCGCGCCCAGCCGGUACGGCAACGAGGUGUACGGCGCCGGCUGGUGAUGCGGAUGCCGGGAGACACACACGUUGUACGGCAGGGUCCGAACGCGCGCGCACGCGGAGGUAGAGUGCGGUGGUGUGGAAGGCGGCAGCGGCUGCGGCUGUAGGGGUGUCUCUGGAUGGGGGCGGCAUGCGGGUUUCAUGGCGCUGAGGUAGGGCCGUGGGCGUGUGAAUGCGUGAAUUUGUGAACACUUAACCCUCAAAAGCUAAACAGCAGUCUGUCUAUCCCACACGUUUAUAGUGUCGUGACCAGCAAGCUUUCGCACCUAAGUCGGCUCCGCAGCCUCAGCCGAGUGACGCACGCGCCCUGUCCUCGCACAGGCAAGUGUUACAGGUUGUAGAACGAUCCCGACGUGCCCUCCAUGUACGGCUACGUAAUAAGGUGGCACGUCACGAUGCAAUGUGCAGCCUAUGCUGAGCUACGGGCGAGCAGCACGGGUGAGCAGUGGCUUACACUGUAGUAAAAGCAUGUGCAAAGUGAUGCUGAAACCUGAGCCUGUCAGGUUAGCCACAUUACGCAACUCCAAUUCUCCAUAUGGGAGCAUAGGAGUAGGAACGUGGCCCUUGCAAGGGGAGAACAACAAGUAGGACGUUCUCAUUUGUUGGCGUCAUAAGCAGGGGAGGUUAUAAGGGUCACGCACCCCGGCCUGGGCCUUCGGUACUGACAGGCAGGAACGCACGCAAAUAUCGUGCGCAACACCUUGCAACCCCUGCUUGCAACCACACACACAAGAAUCUACCCGGGCAAUGAAUGUGCCAAGCAAAUGCGACGGGGGAUCGCAUAUUUGAAUGUUUGUCAUGCGCCGUUGCCGCCUUGCCGGCAAUGGGUCGGUUGCCAGCGGUUCGGUUGCCACUGCGAGGACUUGAGGACGUCAGCCCCCGGGGGCAGCCCUGAAGCUACACAUGGUUGGGGCGACAGGGGGGGGGCGUGACUGUGGGGCGUGACGGGUUUGGUGUUGACUUGUCACGCCGUGUUACGCUGCGAGAACGCUGCGGCCUUGGGUGCGGCGUGAGACUACGUACAGUAUGGGCAGGUGUCCCGAGUGAGACACUCUGGUUGCCGGGGACGGCCCUCAGCAAAGCAGGCUGAAGGCGUGCACUUGAACUUGGCCGUGCCUACGAUGCUGUAGCAGGCGGGAACUCCUAACGCAGGCGCGCACGACGCGUGGGCCUUGACGACAUGCAGAAAUUCCGACAGCGUGAGUAAUGCACGCGUUUCACAAAACUUGAUUGAAUUAAGUUGACGACUGGUGCAUAUACAGACAUGGAUACAGUGUCACGUCCCUCUUGUCUGCGAGCCCCGUUCCGGGUCACAAAACGCUGGCCAUUGUGAAGACCAUCCAGGUCUACUUUU
Chlamydomonas reinhardtii is the source of this 2627-nucleotide messenger RNA. RefSeq lists its product as uncharacterized. The record is from RefSeq and is a predicted model, not a curated record. Lineage: Eukaryota; Viridiplantae; Chlorophyta; Chlorophyceae; Chlamydomonadales; Chlamydomonadaceae. Gene Ontology annotation, cellular component: endoplasmic reticulum membrane. Gene Ontology annotation, molecular function: metalloendopeptidase activity. Bases 164 to 1276 code for a protein of 370 amino acids. Gene Ontology annotation, biological process: CAAX-box protein processing. The transcript has 4 exons.